Messenger RNA from Paramormyrops kingsleyae, 2484 nucleotides. RefSeq names its product serine peptidase inhibitor, Kunitz type, 2 (gene spint2). Gene Ontology annotation, molecular function: serine-type endopeptidase inhibitor activity. Lineage: Eukaryota; Metazoa; Chordata; Actinopteri; Osteoglossiformes; Mormyridae. The record is from RefSeq and is a predicted model, not a curated record.
ACGACGCACAACGGGGUAAACAGGGUAAACUGGUUCUUUCUGGGCGGCGUCGCCACCAGCGCGGACGGUAUCUGGGAGGUGCGAGCGUCAAGACGCGGAAAUAACCCCACAUAAACGUCAGGGUUGUUAGGCGACAUUCUACAAGAAAGGAAAACGAGUCUCGGAGCUAAUAGGUAACGCAGAAGUGAUUCUCGCUUGAAUAAGGACAGGCUUCCCCGACGCCGAUUACACUAGACUGAGAGAUGGCGUUACAGGUGUGUUUGUGGUGCCUGCUGCUCGCGGCAGCCCUGAGCGCUCGCGGAAAUGUUCGCAGCGAAUCAUGUUCGGAUUCCAUCGACAUCGUAUUCGAUCAAGGACUCGAUCCGCAGUCGUACGAAAACGGGGCGAACUUCACGAAGCGACUGGAAAACGCUUCGGACAUCGACGCUUGCGGGAAGGCGUGCUGCGACUCGGAGGACUGUCACCUGGCGCUGGAGGGGGACCUGCAGGACGGGCUGGUCGAGUGUUUCCUGGUGAACUGCUUCAAAGACGGGGAGAAUAAGUGCCGGUUAACGGACCGCGAGGGGUCCAAGAUGUACAAGAGGGGGGACGCCAUGCCGAAAGCCGGCUCCGACGCAGGUAAAGCUACCACUGUGGGAUCUACUCUGCCUGUGAUGUCAACAAGUGAAUUUGCAGAAAAGUGUGAGGCCCCACCAUUGACUGGCAUGUGCCGUGCUGCCCUGCCGCGUUAUCACUACGUUAGUUCUACCAGCACAUGCCAACCCUUUAUCUAUGGCGGAUGCGGGGGUAACAAAAACAACUACGCCAGCGUGGAGCAAUGCAAGGCAACCUGCACAGUAACUGUGAUUACUGGUCCCUCAAAUGUUGCACAAACGCCGUCCUCUAAACCAAAAGGCUUGGAUGCUUGUUCAGCACCCUUUGAGUCUGGUCCCUGUCGCGCUGCCUUCCCCAAGUUUUACUUUGACCCCAGUGCUGGAAGGUGCCUUCCGUUUAUCUAUGGAGGUUGUUUAGGCAACGAUAACAGGUACAACACCCUGGAAGACUGCAUGUCCAGAUGUACUGGACAGGAAGGGAAACUUGAUCAAUUUUUCCACCAUGUUGCUCCACCAAGUGCAGCUUUUUUCCUGGUGGCCACCCUGGCUGUCAUCUCCAUUGUGCUCUUGGUGGGCCUGGUCCUGCUCUUAGUGCGGAGGGCCAGGACUCGCCGCUCUGUACAUGAUGACAAGGAGGAGUUGCUGGCUGAGGUGUCAGAACCCAUCGUUGAAAUGAAAUAAAUGUAUUUCUGAUACAAUUAUUUCAUGGGAAGCAAACCCUUCAGUGCAUUUCUUGACAUUAACACUAAAAUCAGCAACAAAUUUACAUUAGCACAUUAUAUUACAGUGCAUUAGCUCCUUUGAAACAAAUUAUGGAGUGUAAUACUUUUGCUUAGGAGUGUUAAAUAGUAUAACCUGUCCUGUUUCACUGAUGCAGAAAGCAAAAUACUGAAUUUCCUUAAAACAUUUAGUAAAGUAAAUGAUUUCAAAAUUAUAUCUACCUGUGAUUCCUUUUGCACAUCGUUUUUCGUCUAGAGGCACAUCGAAUCCAAACAUUGGUACAUUAUGCUAGUCAUUACAUCCCUGCUUUGUGGCUUGUCAGUAACAGUCAAUGGAGUUGCAACAGUGGAAAAGAGAGAAUGCUGGUGCUGCUGAAUUGAGUCCUGCUAGGUGUAGCUCUUCAAAGAAAAGUUUGUAGUGCCGUUAAUAUUUACACGUUGAUUGAUACACGUUGAUUGAUACACGUUGAUCCAGUCUGCUAGCAAUUUUUUUUAAGCCUGUUCUAAUUCCGAAAGAAACCCUAAAGUUUAGGAAAGGAGACCAUGAGACAUUUCCUGAUCGAUUUUACAAAUUCACUGAAUUAAGUAUGACCGAAAAGGUUAUCCCCAUUGAAAUGCUUUAGAGAAAUGUGCACGUGAUUUCUAAAUUUCUCAACUUCUUGGCUGGGGUAGACCUUUAUCAUGUUAUUCAUGCUUCUUCUAUCUGACCUCAACAUUUAUCAAGACAAUACAUUUGUGUAUAAGCAAGCUCUGCACAGUGUAUUAAUGGAAUUAUUGUACUCUUAAUAAUGAAUAUUAUUCAUGUUACUUUCAGCACCAUUUUGGAAAUUAUGGUAUAUUUUCUUAUAGGUAACUUAGGGCUGAUUUCUAUGUUCCUCGGAUGUUUAUACGUUUUAUUGAAGGGAAAUGUUUUUUAGAUUCAAAUUUUAAACUUUUGGUAUAUUUAGUGCCUUCAUAUUUAUGGUUGCUUUAAAAUGGUCCAGUGGGAUUUUCUUUUACCAAAGAGCUCUAGAAGAGAUGCAGUUACUUUUAAAAUAUGGAACUGAUCAAUAGGUAACGUGCACUGGUUUAAUUAUCAAAGAAAUAUACACUGAAAUGUUUUUAAAUUGCUUGUAAAAUUGCUUAUUUUGGCUCAUUACUCGAGUCGUUUUCAAUAAAGUAACCGAAAUAUG